CACAGGAGAGACGGUCUGUUUCUUAGUUGAAGAUUUACCGCUGCUAUGUGCAGUAUGAGAGAGCUGGUGAUUGUACUGGCCCUGACCACGGCCUUGUACGCGGCCAGCCUCCCUCCAACAAAUGAGGUGGAAUAUAAGUGUCAGGAAGAUCAAGACAAUAUUACUGCACAUGUAGCCGAGCAGUUCAUUAACAAUCAUCAUCAUCACGGAUACAAGUUUAAGUUUGUUUCACUGGACACGCGCACAGCAGUGGAGAAGGCUGAUUCUUGUGAGGUGGUCUUCAGAAUGACUUUAGAGGAAACAAAAUGCCAUAUUGUGAACCCUAAACCUUUAGAUCAGUGUGACAUCAGACCAGAGACAGAGACGCAUGUGACAGCUAAAUGUAACGUCACCAUCUUCAGCGUGAACAAAAAAGCAGCUGUGAAACGCUACAUUUGUGACACUGAACCAGCUUCUCGUGAAUCGGUGGAGGCAAAAUGCCCUGACUGCCCAAUUCUCCUACCCCUGCAUGACCCCCAGGGUCUGGAAGUUGUAAAAUCUUCCCUGCAGAAAUUCAAUAAGGAAUCUAACCAUACUUCUUAUUUUAUGCUGAUGGAGGUUGGAAGGAUCAGCACCCAGCGGACAUCUGCACAGCAGGACUUCUUUGUUGAGUUUGCCAUUGUGGAGACAAACUGUACAAACAAACAAGCAUUCACGAAUCCAGAAGUAUGCAAGGGUUCAUGUAUGGCUCAGGUUCAGUAUGGGUUCUGUAAAUCUACCAAGCUUGGAAAUUUGGAACCGACAGUGGAAUGUGAAACUUUUGAAGUUCAGAACUCAACUCAACACAAGCACCAUCAUCCCCAUUCAAGAAGAGAAUGCAAGUCCCACGGUCAUCCACAUCACCACGGACAUCCACCUCAUCACGGACAUCCACCUCAUCACGGACAUCCACCUCAUCACGGACACCCCCCUCACCACGGACACCCUCCUCACCACGGACAUCCACCCUCCCACGGACAUUCACAUCGCCCAAAACAUGCAGGCCAUGGCCAUAAGGACAAAACACCUGGUCACAGGGGACGGCCUGAACACUCACACCACCCUGAGAAAGACAUACAUUGUCCAAAAGUCCCAUCAGGGAUUCCAGGAUCUGCAUCUGAGGGACACCAUGAAUUUCCCUGUCACGGUUUUGUAAAAAUACCCCCCUCUAUUUAUCCGAUCUGUCCGUUUCCUCCACCACAUCACUGCAGGGGACCUCCAGACUUUGUACCACCACAUACCCAGUGAUUAACCGGUUAUACUUCAUGGUCGUCUUUAAAACUAUGAAACAUCGGAGUAUUGUUCUAUAGAGAUAUUCAGUUGUGUGAGACACAAUAAAUAUUCUUCAUUCAA
Paramisgurnus dabryanus is the source of this 1371-nucleotide messenger RNA. It is a transcript of the gene ahsgb, whose product is annotated as alpha-2-HS-glycoprotein 1. Gene Ontology annotation, biological process: negative regulation of endopeptidase activity. The record is from RefSeq and is a predicted model, not a curated record. Gene Ontology annotation, cellular component: extracellular matrix; blood microparticle; extracellular region. Lineage: Eukaryota; Metazoa; Chordata; Actinopteri; Cypriniformes; Cobitidae. Gene Ontology annotation, molecular function: cysteine-type endopeptidase inhibitor activity.